Messenger RNA from Sipha flava (yellow sugarcane aphid), 768 nucleotides. RefSeq lists its product as uncharacterized. The coding region runs from base 1 to 768 and encodes 255 amino acids. Gene Ontology annotation, molecular function: nucleic acid binding; zinc ion binding. NCBI's taxonomy places the organism in Eukaryota, Metazoa, Arthropoda, Insecta, Hemiptera, Aphididae. The transcript has a single exon. The record is from RefSeq and is a predicted model, not a curated record.
AUGGUCAGCAUGUUGUCUACUCCUGAUGGCGGCGACGACGAUGCCAUUGGUGGAACCUGGGCGGAGGUAGCGAGGAGGAAGAGGAAGAAGGGGAAAACAGGCAAGGACAACGACCCAGCUGCAUCUACUUCGCCCAUCGACAAGCAGAACGACAAUGUGUCAGCUGGCAGGACUGGCACCGCCAAACCUCGUAUCAGAACCCGUCCUCCAGCUAUCCUGGUGGACGUUAGUAGGGAGAACUUCCCCGAGUUGGCGAAAAAAAUCCGCGGCGAGGCGUGCCGUGACAUAAUAGGGAAUCGCGUUGUGGGAAUGAGGCAAGCCAAGUCCGGCGGUCUCCUCAUCGAGGUACGUGGCAACACUGACGAAGUGUCUGCGGUGAGAGCAGAAAUCGCGAGAUCUGCAGGGGUUGACAUAGAUGUCAGGACCCUACAGCAGAGGGAGAUGUUGGAGGUCAGGGACCUGGAUCAAUGGUCAGAUGGAGCUGAAGUUCUCGCGGCCAUGGUAUCGGCCUCAGGGUGCGACACGGGUGCACUAAAGUUAGUCGGUUUGCGGAAGCGCUUCGGUGGAGCACAGCUUGCCCUGGUCUCCGCACCCAAAGAAGUGACGCGGGAAAUCCUGAAACAAGGGAGACUAAGGGUUGGUAUGGUGAGUUGCAGAGUCAGGCUUUGUGACGCGAAAAUUAGGUGUUUUCGGUGCCUGGCACAUGGUCACACAGCGAAGGAGUGCACCGGCCCGGAUAGGACCAAGUGCUGCAAGCGUUGCGGAUAG